Messenger RNA from Entelurus aequoreus (snake pipefish), 2147 nucleotides. RefSeq lists its product as uncharacterized. The coding region runs from base 824 to 1903 and encodes 359 amino acids. The transcript is spliced from 2 exons. NCBI's taxonomy places the organism in Eukaryota, Metazoa, Chordata, Actinopteri, Syngnathiformes, Syngnathidae. The record is from RefSeq and is a predicted model, not a curated record.
GUCAAUAUUAUCUCCAUAAUGUACCACUACGUCAAUAUUAUCUCCAUAAUGUACCACCAUGUCCUAUUAUCUCCAUAAUGUACCACCAUGUCCUAUUAUCUCCAUAAUGUACCAUCAUGUCAAUCUUAUCUCCAUAAUGUACCACCAUGUCAAUAUUACUCUUACAUAUUAUGUCCAUAAUGUACCACCAUGUCAAUGUUACUGUGAGGGGCGUGGCCUGCGGGACUGCAGCAAGGUGGGAUGUGCCAGGACCGGCUUCGAGAUUAGCGACAGGUGCGUAGAUGACACAGCUGAGAGUGUUUGUCUGAUGACCUGUCGCUCUGUUAAAGGGAGCAGUCGGGAAGGAGAAGGUUGUUGAUGGUCGUGGAGGGUGGCGAGUUGGCAGCGGAGCACGAGCGAAAGGCUGCAGAGAAACCAGUUGUGUGCUCACUGAGAGGGACGGACAUUUGCUGAAAAGCAUAAGGAACUAUUUAUUGCAAAAUAAAUCAUUGUGUGCAAACAUGACCGAAGCUGUCACGUCCGUCUGUGGUGAUCCAAGGAACCCUGGGGAGCAAGACCUCCACAAUUUGGCGCCCAACCUGGCUGGACCACCGGAGGUGGGGGAGGACGACCCCCUGACGGCUCUCGCGGGCGUGGUCGCUAAGGUGGCAGCGAGCAGCCGCCAACAGCUCGAGGUAGCCCGCCAACAGUGCGAGGUCCUGCGGGCGUUGGCGGACCAGAUGGGCGGAGCACGGCCAAUACCAACGGCUGUCUCCAUACACCGCAUGGGGGAGGAAGAGGAACCCCUUGCCUUUUUGGACAUUUUUGCGGCCACGGCAAGAGCAUGUGCGUGGCCGGAGGAAGAGUGGGGGAGGCGCACCGUGCAGCGCUCAGCCUGCCAGCGGCAUCCAGAAUGCGCUUCACAGACCUUAGGAGGGCGGUGCUGGACCGGACGGGAUGCACCGUCGAAGAUUACCGGCGCCGGUUACGGUCCAUGCGUCUGGGAAAGGAGGACCGGCCAUUCACCUUUGGUCAGCGGCUCCGGGACGCAGCGACGCGCUGGCUGCAGCCGGGAGAAGGAGAUGGCAGGCUGCUGGAUCAGAUCAUCCGGGAGCAGUUCCUGGAGGCGAUCCCGACGAAGACGGCCAACUGGGUCCGGUACCACCGGCCCCGGGACCUGGCAGCUGCGGUGACCCUCGCCGAGGACCACCUGGCCGUCCACCGCGAGGUGCAACCGGCACCAACGGCGCACGGACAGAGCGUGCAACAUAAGAAGGAGAGCGUAGAGCACAUUCCCCACCUUAACCCGCGUAACACUCCUUCUGCUCUUUCUUCGCAGGUCCCGGCUGCUUCCCUCAGAACAUCUCCCGGGCAGACGGCCCCUCAAACGCUUGGGCAGGCGUGCUGGAGGCGUGGGCGGCCCGGUCGCGCGCGUCAGGAACCUCAGCAGGUGGAAGUGGGGCGCGUGGCCGGGGUGGCCGGCCCUUCAGUGCCCUCCCCCGGCCCGGGUGAGACGUAUGGUAUCAAGGCUGACGCGUCGGGCAGAGGUCUGGGAGCGGUUUUGUCCCAGCAGGUGGAGGGCGUCGACCGACCCAUCCUAUACAUCAGCCGGAAACUGUCCGAAAGGGAGGCAAGGUACAGCACAGUGGAGAGGGAGUGCCUCGCCAUCAGGUGGGCGGUCGGGGCCCUCCGAUACUACCUCCUGGGGCGCUCAUUCAGCCUCUGCUCGGACCACAAGCCCCUCCAGUGGCUCCAGCGCAUGAAAGAUGCCAACGCGCGGAUCACCCGUUGGUAUCUAGCGUUGCAACCCUACAACUUCAGAUUGAUUCACAGACCGGGUGUACAGAUGGCCGUGGCGGACUUCCUUUCCCUCACGGGGGGGGGGGGGGGGGAGUGGGCUCGGCCGGACAGCGUCCCGGCCUGAGUCUGGCGGUGGAGGUAUGUGAGGGGCGUGGCCUACGGGACUGCAGCAAGGCGGGAUGUGCCAGGACCGGCUUCGAGAUUAGCGACAGGUGCGUAGAUGACACAGCUGAGAGUGUUUGUCUGAUGACCUGUCGCUCUGUUAAAGGGAGCAGUCGGGAAGGAGAAGGUUGUUGAUGGUCGUGGAGGGUGGCGAGUUGGCAGUGGAGCACGAGCGAAAGGCUGCAGAGAAACCAUUUAUGCUCACU